Aspergillus versicolor CBS 583.65 is the source of this 2273-nucleotide messenger RNA. RefSeq names its product putative amino acid permease. Lineage: Eukaryota; Fungi; Ascomycota; Eurotiomycetes; Eurotiales; Aspergillaceae. The transcript is spliced from 3 exons. The coding region runs from base 391 to 1920 and encodes 509 amino acids. Gene Ontology annotation, molecular function: amino acid transmembrane transporter activity. The record is from RefSeq and is a predicted model, not a curated record. Gene Ontology annotation, cellular component: membrane. Gene Ontology annotation, biological process: amino acid transmembrane transport.
GCGGCCGUAGCAAAGCCUUCCUAAACAAGAAACUACUUAAAUGGGCCCGGCCGGGGUGGAGGGUUUGGUUUUAACUGGCACAGAGCAAGAUCCUGAGAACCUCAGAUUUCACUUCGAUGUUCGAUGUUCGAUCUCUACUCACUCAACCCUCAAUGUCUCAAAUUGAAUCAUCCAGCGGUUCGCCAGAGUUGCGCCCAGGCAAUCCAGUGUCAGCAACGUCUACACAGAGCCAUCAUUCGUACCAGCUCAGUCCCGAUGUCGGCUUGAGGCCAUACCAGGUGACUCUCAUAAGUCCGUGGUUAUUUGCCGAAAGCAAGCGAAAACAACCCUCUAAUUUUCGUACAGCGAUCGGUGGAGCAAUAAAUACCGGCUUGAUGAUAGCGUUUGGGAAUGCUCUUUCGCGGUAGGUCGUCUGGUUGCGCAAAGGCACGCCGUACACUGAUGACCCAUUCUAGAUCUGGACCGGCCUCUAUCUUAAUUUCCUAUACCUUUGUCGGGUUUAUCGUCUUCCUGGUUGUCUCCGCACUUGGGGAAGUGGCUUCUUUUUCACGAGAGCCAACCACUCUACAUACUCAAGCGAAACGAUUUUGCGGGCCUUCGUUGGGGUUCACGUUGGGAUGGAUAUACUGGCUCAAAUAUAUGAUGGUCAUCAUCAACCAGAUGACCGCAGGCGUGGUUGUGAUAUCAUACUGGACUACGGUUCGAAUUGUGGACAAAAUCGCCUAUAUCACAGUAUUUUUGGCUGUGAUAAUCUUCAUGAACUACUGGAGUGGUCGUUUCCUUGGCCGCUAUGAAGUUGUUCUCUCGUCGUUCAAAGUUUUCAUAGUGCUGGGGCUCAUGAUCCUGUCACUCGUUAUUGCCUUUGGUGGCGGUCCAGAUCACAAGAAGGGAUUUCGUUACUGGAGAAAACCCGGCGCGUUCGCCAAUGAGGCGGACAGGACCGCUUUGGGAGUAUUCCGUGCCAUCUUCAGAACUUUCCCCUCCACCACACUAUCUUACUUGGGAACCGAACUAAUUGGCAUGGCUGUGUUGCACACACAUGACUCUCGAAAAGCAGCAGCUAGAGCAAUUCAGCAAACAUUUUACCGCAUUCUGGCCUUCAAUCUUGUUAUUGUCACUCUAUUAGGGAUGGCGAUUCCUUACGAUGAAGACAUAUUAGCAUUGCCCACGUACACCUCUAAGCGCACUGCGUCAGCAUUCGUCGUGGCGGUCCAAAUGGCUCAUGUUACUGUGCUGCCGGACAUAUUGAAUGCAUGCAUCCUUUUCUUUGUCGUUUCUUCGGCAAGCAGGGCCCUUUGCAUGGCAACACGAAUCAUUCGUGAGCUCUCCUUUGAGAAGAACGCCCCUCGAUUCCUCCAACGCACCGAUAGACGCGGUGUGCCGGUGUACGCCUUAGGAAUAAGUUUCGCCCCGGCCUUGUCGGGUUUUCUGAACCUGCUCACCAUCUCCGGGCGACUGUGGAGCUACCUUGUCAAUUUGGUUACUAUGUUCAGCAUAUUGACCUGGGUGUCAAUACUCGUUAUCCAUAUAUCGUUUGUACGUGCCCGCAAAUGCCAUAGGAUCGCAUCUGAGGAGGUGCCUUUUAAAGCACCAUUCGGUAUUCUUGGUUCAUGGAUCGCUUUGGUGCUUUGCAUCUCAAUACCCAUCAUGCGAGCAGUUGAACUAUCUGAUCGCAAUUUCUACAACCAUGGGUUGGAUGUUGGUGCUUUCGUCACCUCUUUUGUUGGGAUUCCUCUUUACUUCGCUUUGGUCCUGGGAUAUAAAGCGGCAUCGAGACGAAGGAGAAACCACGCACGUGCGAAAACAGAAGUAUUACCUACUAGGGUACGAAGUUUGCAGGAUACUGAGACAGAUGGGGCGGGCCACAGCGAGACUACAACGCUUUGGGGAGGACGAAUUAUCCCCAUAUGGCUGAUAUAAGGCGGGAGCUAGGCCCUUGGACAACGCUCUUGGUGCGCCCUACUCGAUGCUGCGGGCUGCGCCACGCAUACAGUAAAGGUGAUGAUGAUGGCACUGCAUAAGGAAUGCUACCUAGGUGUAAUUGUUGAUAACCAUAACAAGCAGUUGCUUCAAAGCAAGGCUAAACCCUACCGUCCAGACUCUUAUGCUGGCCAUGAUUUACUUUUCUUCGCCCACAUUGUAUAGUAGUCUUAUAUAUAGAAGUGCUGUAAUCAGCAAAGGCCUUGGUUUCCAGCCUCAGCGUCAAGAGCACCAACAGGAAUCGCCCUUUGUGGGUUGACAGCGGGCCCACUUGCACUUUUCGUUUCCCCUCC